Messenger RNA from Xiphias gladius (swordfish), 4277 nucleotides. RefSeq names its product para-nitrobenzyl esterase. The record is from RefSeq and is a predicted model, not a curated record. The coding region runs from base 152 to 1939 and encodes 595 amino acids. Lineage: Eukaryota; Metazoa; Chordata; Actinopteri; Istiophoriformes; Xiphiidae. The transcript has 10 exons.
AACGACAGCCCGUACUUUUCACCUGUUGUGCAGGGAUCCGGACCGUCAGCGACAGGACAAGGCGGACGGCAGGAGAAACCGGGACCGAAGCUGGUUCAACGGAACUGGGUCAGAGUUCGUUGACGGCGGCGCGAAGUGUCAGCGAGCGAAGAUGAAUGAGGACGCAUUUGAAGUCCCGGAGAGGACCGAGUACCGCUACCUGGUUCAGGAGGAGGACGAGGAGGAGGUGCAGUACGUCCGUCACAGACACUACAUCAGCCCCUUCCUGGUGCUCUCCAGGCGCUGCAUCUUCUUCAUCUGCCUCGGCGUGCUCUCUCUGCUCGCUCUCGCCACCUAUCUGGGCUACGUGGCCCAGACGCUGCCGCCGGGUCUCGCCCAGGUGUCAACAAACUGUGGGGAAUACAGAGGAAGACACAAAAAUGGAGCCUACUCCUUUAAGGGCAUGCCCUACGCCGCUCCGCCCGUCGGUAAACUGCGUUGGGCUCCUCCGGCUGAACCGGUGUGCGGGAGCGGAGUGACCGACGCAGGCCGCUUCCGCAGCAUGUGCCCUCAGGUGCGUCCGAUGUCAAGCACGGGGAAGGUGAUGGGCCAGGAGGACUGCCUCUUUGUCAACGUGUGGACGCCAACGCUGCAGCCCAACGCCAAGCUACCCGUCAUGGUCUGGAUCCACGGAGGAUACCUGCAGAUGCUCAGCGGAGGAGAGCAGGGCUACUCGCCCACGGAGAAGCUCGCCGCAGACACGGGAGUGGUUUAUGUCAGCCUCAAUUACAGACUCAACGCCUUCGGCUUCUUGGCACUGGAGAUACUGCGAGAAGGUUCUCCAAAAAACACCUCGGGGAACUACGGCUUCAUGGACCAGAUAGCAGCUCUGAAGUGGGUCCAGAAGAACAUCCACUUGUUUGGAGGAGAUCCUGGGAAAGUCACCAUAUUUGGACAGAGCUCAGGUGGGACCUCAGUGUGGACCCUGAUGAUGUCCCCGCUGGCGAAGGGUCUCUUCCACGCAGCAGUGGACAUGAGCGGCUCGUACGUCUACAACGCAACACUGAAACAGGCUGAGUCGGACAACCUGGUGUUCCUGGAGAAGACGGGCUGCAGAGACCUGACCUGCCUCAGACGUCUCUCCGUCAAACAGGUCCUGCAGGCCAUCCCGUGGCAGGAGUACCCCUCCUGGGCAGCGGAUGAGUUGACAGACCUCCCCACGAGAGACCACUUCAUCGGCCCAGUGGCAGUGGUGGACGGAUUCGUCUUGGAAGCUCCGCCUUUUGAGGUGUGGGAGAAGAAAGGAGACCACAGUGACGUCCCUUUCCUCGUCGGGACGACAGAGCAGGAGACUGACUUCAGUCCUCCAGCUGUAAACAUCUCUAUGUGGACCUGGGGGGACUACCAGUGGUUCGUAACAGAUAAACUCCAGUCCUUCAGGAAGAACCUCCCCAAGGAGGCAUUGGCCCUGUAUCCCAGCUUGGCCCCCUGUCCCACCACAGACCGCUGUCCAGAGAGGGCCUACACCACCAUGGCAUCCGACAUCAGGGUCACCUGUCCCAACAACGACCUGGCCUGGAGGGCUGCAGCUGCACUGAACAGCCCCGUGUAUCGCUACGUGGUGACACACACGCCGUCCGGGGCGGUCAACACGUCCGGAGAUCUGCUGCCGUUCCCCAGCCGCUUCUCCUUCCACUGUCUGGACGCCCUGGCUUUCUUUGGAGGCCUGGAGUUCGCCCUGGGGAAGCCGCUCUCUGGUCCGGACAAGAGCUUCCAGGACCUCAUCACACGUCACCUGGUCACCUUCGCCAAAACAGGUAAGAUGGGGAACGAGUGGCCUGAGUACCCAGCAGCCACUGCUCUCCUGUCGCACAGCCUGUCGAUGGCCCGCAACUACUCCUCUGCUCGGUGUGAGCUGUGGAAGGAGAACGGCCUGUACGCCUACGCCUGGAUGAACUGACCACCGUGGCGCCGACUUUGUCACGCCGAGGUGCUCUCAUGUAGAAGAGUCCCCGUCGCAUCCAGCUCACAUCCUGCAGCAGCCUUUCUCUCGGAGUUUAAAAACCAUAGGAACAUUGUGUUGGUCUGGAGAAAAAACAGCCUUCUUUGUGUUUAAUGAAUUCAGCAACGCCUCGGACUUAAAGGGUCAGACCGAAUGACGGAAAAACUUCUUUUCCUACCUCCCGGUGAUCCACGCAGAUAGUUUUGGUUUUAUUCUCGUACAGGUUUUGAGGAAUCUGUCUGAAGUGCCUUCCUCCGCCCCGUUCAUUUCACGCUCGCAGCGUUAAAAGAUGACCUGUACUCUAAAAAUUCGGCAGAAGCGCGUCUCUCAAGAGCCAGUGUCCCGGCUGCCGUGGCUAAUCCACGGGCGUCAGCGCGGACCGCUUUCAUUUCUAUCAGACACGUGGAAAACGUAAACUAUCUGCAUAGGUAGAUGCCACCAGAGGUAAGAGAGAGGGAGUUUUUCUUUGGGUAAAUUUGCCCUUUAACAGACUGGCGGUCUGGCCGCACAGUGACCAAGUGACUGUACAUCAGACUGGAAGCCUGUUAGAGGUUCUUAAGGGAUCAUGUAGAAGUAAGUGUACUAGACAGUCAAGAUACGUGGACUAUGAAGGAUUUUGAAGAAAAAGAAAAAGUAACUUUUAUGUCAGGUCAGUGUGAAGUGUGAGGUGUCCUUCAUUGGAAAGUCACCCGAUAUUAAACUCAGGAAGAUUAUUUUUCGGGAAUACUGAAAACACAUUGGAAAAUUUCCGUCGGGGGGCCUCGGGGCAGAAAUUGCGCUGCGGGGCCCCUCCUGAAGGUCCCGUUAAGCACAGCGGACACGGCAGACUACGUUUGGCAGCUUCAUUUAUAAACCCAGAGACCUAGAACUCAACCAGGGCUUUUGUAUGGCCCAAGAUAUUCAGUGUAAUUACAUGAAACGUAACUUUACGUAGACCAUGUACCAUGUGGACGCAGUAAACUAAAGUAAUAAGGGUCUUAAAACCAGAUUUUGAAAACGGCAAACGAUGCAGAUCCAGACUUAAUUGAUAUUGUACUUUAGUGGUGCAAAUACUGGAUUCGCAAAUUGAUCCGAUGAGAAAAAGCAUUUGACUCGCAGUCAACCUGGGACUUGUGGGGUUCCUGGGGGUCCAGGGUGCCAGGGCUGUUGUCCACUGUGUCCAGCAGGUCAUCCUGCCUCAUGGACGUAACCGUGGCCUUUGGAGAAUUUACUCAACCUGAACUAGACUCAUGGCCGCCGAUGGUCCCCGAACCAAUAUCAGGCGACUGCUUUCACGAUAAGGCAGCUGUUGAACUGACACUGACUAAUACACCAGAGAGUGAGGUUGAUGUUGGGCCGUUGACCUCGAGGUGCCUUUGUCUGACCGGGGAACGCCCCAGAUGUUCCAGCUGUGCCGCAGCAGCGUCAAAAGUAAAAAGGAGUUGACCAAAAAAAAAAAAAUUCCGUCGGCCGACGAAGGCCAUUAGACGUGGCUGAAAGCUGCAGAGUGUGAUAAGAUCUUAGGCCUUUCGGACAAAACACCAAAUAUUCAUUUUUAAGUCGAAAAUACAGGCGUUUACUUACACUUGAGAGUUAAAAUACGGCCGGUCGACAGAGAUCGUCGAGCGGCCUGCAGCGCAGCCACGUCCCGUGGACUUCUGGGUAAUUACAGCCUGGAGAACUUAAAGCGGGAUCUGGCUCCCGAGCAGGUGAAUACAUGACCCCUGAGACUGGGUUUCUCUGCCCGGUAAAGUUGACAUGGAUUUCUAAAUUCAGGGAGGUGAUUGAGUGGGGGGGGGGACAGAUAAGCUCGACCCUGUGGUGAUUUUUGUGCUUUUUUUACGACGAACCUGUGAAUGUGUCCGUGAAUCACACUGUGCCGCUUUCACUGAUUCAUAACCUCAACGCUUGACCACUAAGUCUUCGCACUUUCCCGCGAGCACUUCUUAUUACGAGGCGCGUCCGGGCCCGGUUUGCCGUACUUGUAAGCCGGUCGAACCGAGUCCACCUGUUUUAUCCCCUUUCUGCUUCCUGUUUCAUUCCAGUCGUCCAUGAAGCUGUUGACGAAUCAGAUGAGCUCGCAGAGUUUGAACUCACAGGUUUAUGCCAAACUUUGUCUUAACCAGAUCGCAGUCAUUUUUGCCGCCUGGUUGAUUUUAACCACUUGUGAGCUUUGCCUUGUGUUUUUAUUUUUAUUAUUUGCGAAGGUAUCAAACAGUAACUGUGCUUCACACUCGGCCAUCGUGUUUCAUUGUGUGUUGAUGCUGUGAAACUUUAUUACUCUUUUAUAUGCUCAAUAAAAUGACACCACGUUAAU